Messenger RNA from Apis mellifera (honey bee), 4654 nucleotides. It is a transcript of the gene sws, whose product is annotated as neuropathy target esterase sws. NCBI's taxonomy places the organism in Eukaryota, Metazoa, Arthropoda, Insecta, Hymenoptera, Apidae. Gene Ontology annotation, biological process: phosphatidylcholine metabolic process. Gene Ontology annotation, molecular function: phosphatidylcholine lysophospholipase A1 activity. The record is from RefSeq and is a predicted model, not a curated record. Bases 219 to 4358 code for a protein of 1379 amino acids. The transcript is spliced from 16 exons. Gene Ontology annotation, cellular component: endoplasmic reticulum.
AGUUGCAAGCUUGUAAAUUGACUAAAAUGGCGCUGGAUGACUCGAGCGAAGUAUCAAAGGUCAUUAAUUCAUUGUAGAUAAGUAAUUCUUUAUAUCAAAGCAACUACAUUGUUUUAAUCCAUCUACCUCGGAUUUUCGUCAUUUUUUACUUAUGAAUUUGUGACACACUUUUUGUUUAACAUUUUACUACAUUCUGAUGGAAGAAAUGAAUACCUACUAUGGAGGUAGUAGAAUUAUUCAAUAAAUGUAAUGAAAGUUUGGGUUCUUAUAUUUUUUCAAGAUGGAUUGGCAAAUUAAUUACAGAAUACCAAACAUCAAAGACCCUAUUUAGUAUUAUAAUAUCAAGUCUUGUGAUUUUAUUAAUUAUAUCUAUAAUCAUUCUGAGAAAAUGGAAAAACAAAGAAUUUCUUCCAGAAGUAAAAGAAUUUGUUGGAGUAGGUACAGGCAAGCCCAGAUUCAGAAAAAGAGACAAAGUACUUUUUUAUGGAAGAAAAAUGUUACGCAAAGUAAAAUCCAUCAGUGGACAAGUACAUGCAACUGGACAAGGAAAAAAAAGAAAAGCUGUAAUGAGAUUUGCACGAAGACUUUUGCAACUUAAAAAAGAAACAGUACCACAACAAUUAAAAGUUUUAGAACCACCUGCUGAAUAUUUAGAAGAAGAUCUAGGUCCUGGAGAAAAAGUACCACCUGAUGCUUUAUAUAUGUUGCAAAGUAUCAGAGUAUUUGGUCAUUUUGAAAAACCAGUAUUUCUUAAAUUAUGCAAACAUACAGAAAUUAUGAAUUUACCAGCUGGAAGCACCUUAUUUAAAAUUGGAGAUCCAGAUGAAAAUUUAUUUAUAGUACAACAAGGCUUAGUUAAUGUUUAUAUUACAGGACCUGAUGGUUCUCAAAUAUCAUUGAAAUUAGUAAAAACUGGAGAAUCAGUAACUAGUCUUCUUAGCUUCACAGAUGUACUUACUGGGCAUACAAGUACCUAUAAAACAGUAUCAGCUAGAGCUGUAGAAGAUUCUAUUGUAGUAAAAUUACCAAUGAAUGCAUUUCAAGAGGUUUUUCAAGAUCAUCCUGAUGCAUUUGUUCGAGUUAUCCAGGUCAUUAUGGUCCGUCUUCAAAGAGUCACUUUUACUGCUCUCCAUCAAUAUCUUGGAUUAUCUGCAGAAUUAGUUAAUCAAGGAUCACAUAAAAAGAAACAAAGUCCAUUUUCUGGAUCUCCAGUUAGAUCAAGAACUAAAGAAAAUUGUUCUACCCAGAAUAUAGAAAAUCAAUCCAAUACAUUUACAACUAUUUCAUCAGAACAUGAUAAAAAUGAAAUAGUUCAUAUUUCUACAUUAAGUAGUCAUCAAAGUGUACCAAUUGUUAUAAGUCGACGGCAAAAAACUAAUCUUGAUUGGAAAAAUCAAAAUUUAAGUUCACAAUCAGGUCAAAAUACAGCAGAUAUGGUACCAGAAUGUGAUUCUCAUUGGCCAAAUUCUUCUCCUAUAACAUCACAACAAGGAUCACAACCAGAUGUAAUACAUACUGGAAAUUCACAUAACAAGAAAAGAUCGAUUACUACUGAACCAAUUCAACAACAAUUAGAUGAAGCACAUCUUGUGCAAAUAGCUACAGAAGCAUUCAUUAGGGAACUUGGAUUAGAAGAUGAUUCAAUACUCAAAGAUGGUAAAGUUCAAAUUAGAGAAGUACCAAGUGGUACAUAUUUGAUGAAGGAAGAAUCUCACAAGGAUGUUGCACUUGUCUAUGUUAUAUCUGGUAUAUUAAUAGUUAGUCAACGCGUUUCAGAAGGUAGAGAUGUAGGUCAAGAAGUUCAUAUGUUUAGUGCUCAUCAAGGCGAAAUUGUCGGUGGUUUAGCUGUAUUAACCGGAGAACCUUCUUUUUAUACCAUUAGAGCAAAACAUUCUAGUCGCAUAGCACUUCUUAGUAAAUCAACAUUUUUCGCUAUUAUGCGAGAACAACCAACUGUUGUAUUACAUGUUGCCCAUUCAGUUGUUCGAAGACUGAGCCCCUUUGUAAGACAGGUUGAUUUUGCACUUGAUUGGCUAUUUCUUGAAAGUGGAAGAGCAGUAUAUCGACAAGGAGAUGAAUCAGAUUCGACAUUUAUUGUAUUAAGUGGUCGACUUCGGUCGGUAAUUACAUAUAAAAAUGGGAAAAAAGAACUUGUUGCAGAAUAUGGGAAAGGUGAUCUUGUAGGUAUUGUAGAAAUGGUUACACAAACACCACGAUCAACAACAGUAAUGGCAGUGCGAGACUCUGAAUUAGCAAAACUUCCUGAAGGAUUAUUUAACGUUAUAAAACUUCGUUAUCCAAUAGUAGUUACAAGACUUAUAAAUUUACUUGGACAUCGUAUACUUGGCACUUGGCAACAAGCACAUACAAAAAAUGGCAGUAACGAUACACAACGAGCCGCAGCGACAGUUGAUGCAAGACCAGCUCAAGUAAAUUUUUCAACUGUUGCAAUAGUUCCGGUAUCCGAUGAUGUUCCUCUAACUGCAUUUACGUACGAACUUUAUCAUUCAUUAUGUGCUAUUGGGCCAUGUCUACGUCUUACUUCUGAUGUUGUUCGAAAAACAUUAGGUAGCACUAUAAUGGAACCUGCAAAUGAAUAUCGUCUAACAUCAUGGCUUGCACAACAAGAAGAUCAACAUCGAAUUUCAUUAUAUCAAUGUGAUCCAACAUAUACAUUGUGGACUCAACGAUGUGUUCGACAAGCUGAUUGUAUUCUUAUUGUGGGUUUAGGAGAUAAGCCUCCAUCUAUAGGUAGAACUGAACGUGAAGUUGAACGUUUAGUAAUGAGAACACAAAAAGAAUUAGUACUCUUACAUAAAGAACAAAGCGGACAACGACCUACAAAUACAGUACAGUGGUUGAAUAUGAGAUCUUGGGUUUCUAGUCAUCAUCACAUUCAAUGCCCUAAACGAAUGUUUACGAGAAGAUCUCAGUACAGAAUUAAUGAAUUGUAUUCUAAAGUUUUGAUGUCUGAACCAAACAUACAUAGUGAUUUCAGUAGACUUGCUCGUUGGUUAACUGGAACUUCAGUUGGACUUGUACUUGGAGGUGGAGGUGCUAGAGGUGCAGCUCAUGUAGGAAUGCUUAAAGCUGUUAUUGAAGCUGGAAUACCUAUAGAUAUGGUUGGAGGAGUUAGUAUUGGAGCAUUUAUGGGUGCUUUAUGGUGUAUGGAAAAAAAUAUAACAACAACAACGCAAAAAGCUCGUGAAUGGUCUAAAAAAAUGACACAAUGGUGGAGACAAAUAAUGGAUUUAACAUAUCCAGUAACAUCUAUGUUUUCUGGAAAAGAUUUUAAUAAUACAAUUCAAGCAACAUUUGGAGAUACAUAUAUAGAAGAUUUAUGGUUACCAUAUUUUACAUUAACUACAGACAUCACCGAUUCUUGUAUGCGUACGCAUACACACGGAUCGCUGUGGCGGUACAUUCGGGCUUCGAUGUCUUUGUCUGGUUAUAUGCCACCCAUGUGUGACCCAGUUGACGGCCAUCUCCUGCUCGACGGCGGGUACGUCAAUAACCUUCCAGGUUUGCUAUGGAGAUACAUUCGAGCCAGUAUGACCAUUGCGGGGGUCUUUCCUCCUAUUUGCGACCCUCUUGACGGGCAUCUUUUGGUCGAUGGGUGUUAUGUUAAUAACGUGCCAGCUGACGAAAUGUUGAGGCAAGGAGCACAUCAUAUUUUGGCUAUUGAUGUUGGGUCACAAGAUGACACGGAUUUAACGAAUUAUGGAGAUUCUUUAUCUGGUUGGUGGUUAUUAUGGAAACGAUGGAAUCCAUUUGCAACGCCUGUCAAAGUUCCGAAUUUACCCGACAUACAAUCGCGAUUGGCAUAUGUUAGUUGUGUACGGCAAUUAGAAGAAGUUAAAAGCUCAGAUUACUGUGAAUACAUCAGGCCACCAAUAGAUAAAUAUAAAACUCUCCAAUUCGCUAACUUUGAUGAAAUUAAAGAUGUUGGAUAUCAACAUGGAAAAACUUAUUUCGAAGGACAAUUAAAAGCUGGAGUUUUACCACGUUUUAAUGCUGAUAGAGAAAAUGCCCGCGCAUUACGAGCAAAACAUCAAGCAGCAAAUCAGCAAUCAAUAUCUUCAUAUACUUUUACAGAUUUAGCUCAAAUGGUGUGUAAAGUCUCUAGAGGAAGUAUAUAUGUAGAUUUGGAAAUUGAUUCUGACACGGAUGAAUUAGAAGAAUACGAGGCAGAUUUGGAAGAAGAUGCACAAGAAGUAGGUUAUGCCUCUGAACCCACUGCCGGUAUUCUAGAUCAGAGUCCUGAUGAAAAUCGUUUACGACGAAGAACUGGUGUUUCUUUAAGUUUAUCUGACACAGAAGCAGAAUCAGAGUUAGAUUAUCAUACCAAAAUGUUCUAAGCAUUUUUUUCUAGUUUUUAUUUUAAUAUCAUCUAUUUCUCCUGUAUCGUACAAUUCAUAAACAUAUACAUACUUGUCAUAUGUACAAAUUAUUAAAACUAUACAAUUACUUAUAGUUUUAUGAACAAUAUAUUUAUAUUAAAGUACAAAAGGGAAUUGUUACGAAAAAAUAUCAAUAAGUACUUUCCGAUUAUGAUCAUUAUAACAAUGCAAUAUCUUACUGUAUUAUUAUAUAUUAAUCAUCAAUGUAUUAUCAUGAAUUGAUACAAUUGUUAAUAUAAUUGUUAAAUAUAUAA